Molecule: messenger RNA, 471 nt
Organism: Jaculus jaculus (lesser Egyptian jerboa)
Lineage: Eukaryota; Metazoa; Chordata; Mammalia; Rodentia; Dipodidae
Gene: Chtf8
Product: chromosome transmission fidelity factor 8
Exons: 4
Coding region: 106-471 (121 amino acids)
Biological process (GO): mitotic sister chromatid cohesion
Cellular component (GO): Ctf18 RFC-like complex
Source: RefSeq, a predicted model, not a curated record
GCGGCGACGGCGGCGGGAGGUUCGGUUGUCGCCCGUUGGCCGCGCGGCGCCGCGCUCGGCGGCCGCCAUUGCAGUUUAUUUUAGUUUUUUAAAGAAGAAAAGCUCAUGGUGCAAAUUGUUAUUUCCAGUGCAGGGGCAGGAGGCCUGGCAGAAUGGGUGCUGAUGGAGCUACAGGGGGAGAUCGAGGCUCGCUACAGCACCGGAUUAGCUGGAAACCUCCUGGGAGACCUACAUUACACCACUGAGGGACUCCCUGUGCUGAUCGUGGGCCAUCAUAUCCUGUAUGGGAAAAUCAUCCACCUGGAGAAACCUUUUGCCGUCCUAGUCAAGCAAGUUCCGGGGGAGCAGGACUGUGAUGAGCUUGGCCACGAGACUGGCACCCAGUACCUGGUGACAGCACUCAUCAAAAACAAGAUCCUUUUCAAAACCCGCCCUAAGCCCAUUAUCACCAACGUCCCCAAGAAAGUAUGA